Molecule: messenger RNA, 3825 nt
Organism: Tachysurus vachellii
Lineage: Eukaryota; Metazoa; Chordata; Actinopteri; Siluriformes; Bagridae
Gene: cracr2aa
Product: calcium release activated channel regulator 2Aa
Exons: 19
Coding region: 333-2516 (727 amino acids)
Molecular function (GO): GTP binding; GTPase activity; calcium ion binding
Source: RefSeq, a predicted model, not a curated record
GCUGGUAAAACUCAAACAACGCUUUCAGUUAGAGAGAAACGCGAAACAAGGUCAAACAAGGUGGGAAUAAAUCCGAGAAUAACGAGUUUUAGGUGGUAUCUAUCAUUACGUUGAUGUUUGGAAGGUACAGAGAUGUAGUUCGUUAAGGCGUUAACUGAACAGGUGCUACAGGAACUUUCCCACAGAGAGAUGAGUUAAACCUGGACAGCAUCGUGGUGAAGCUCCCUCAUACUGGAUUUUCCUCAGGGUUCAAAACACAUCCCAAGCUGACCCAUGUAAGGAAGGAGCCUGGAGGUCUCUUACACAUAACGACUACACACAAGGGCACUACAAUGGCAGCUUUCAGUGGCACCUGUGACUCUAAGGCGUGUCGGCCAUCCAGGCUCAGGCGAAAGGACACAAGAAGCAGGUCCAGUGUAUGUGCAAGUCCUCUGGAGAAGAGUGACUGUAGCACCGUGCUGGAGAAGAGUCAAGAAUUCUUUCAGAUCUGUGACACUGAGGACAAGGGCUUCGUUACUCGAUGGGACAUGCAGAGGCUGCUUGGAGAGUUGCCUUUCAGUGCUGAGGAGCUGGAGAAUGUGUUUGAUACACUGGAUGCUGAUGGAAACGGAUAUCUCACCCCAGAUGAGUUCUCCUCUGGCUUUAGUGAGUUCGUAUUUGGUCCUGCAGCAGCCACAGCAGCCACUCUACCACCUGUUCCAGAGCAUGCUGCAGAGUCAGUUUCACAUGAUAUGCUCUACCAGAGUGAUUGGGAGGACAAACUCAAUGUAAGCGAGGAUGAUGAGGAGAAACAUUUCAGCAUUCUGAUGGAGAACCUGGGAGCCAGCAACGUCUUCGAGGAUCCAAGAAUAGUGCGCAGUCUAUGGGCUCAGCUGCGCAGCGAUGAGCCUCGUCUGCUGUCUAACUUCGAGGAUUUCCUUGCCAGAGUCACUUACCAAAUUAAAGAAGCUAAUAAGGAGAAGAGCGAGAUGGAAACUGCUUUAAAAAGGAAAGCAGCUUCUCAUGAUGAUGAAAUCCAGCGUCUCUAUGAGGAAAUGGAGCAACAGAUCAAAAAUGAGAAAGACAGGAUUAUUUUACAAGAUUCUGAAAGGUUUUUAACUCGCAGUCAAGAUCUCGAGUACCAGCUUUCUAGCAAAGAGAAGGAACUUGAACUGCUUUCGAACAAACAGAAACGGUUAGAGCAGCAGUGUCGUGAGCUACACAGCGAGCAGAGGGAGACUGCAGUAGAAAAUGUGAAACUAAAACAGUACAAUGAUGAGCUGGCUCACGAGCUGGAGCACACCACUCAGGAGCUGGGUUUAGCACAAGAACAGCUCAUUCUGUUGCAGGAACAAGCCUCUCACCUACAGGAAGAGCGAGAGAUGGAGAUGUACAGAAUCACAGAGGGUUUGCAAAGAGAAAGAGCAAGUCUACUUAAGCAACUAGAUUUACUAAGGGAAAUGAACAAACAUUUGCGAGAUGAGCAGGAUAUGUGCUAUCAAAAACCGAAGAACUCAGCUGUAAAUGCAGCAAGGGCUCAAAGAUCUGGAUAUACAGAAAGGAAGCAAUCAUUUAAGAGUGAUGAUGAAGACGACAUACUGCCACAUUCUAAGAGGAAGAGUGCAGUAGGUGUAAAGGUGCCUAGUUUAGCUGUAGGGCAGGAGGAUCAAGAGGGAUUGCGUUCUCCUUCACACCAGCUUCAGAGGAUCAUCUCCAUCGAGGAAGAUCACCUCCCCCAGCUCCUGCAGAAGGAAUACCAGGCCGAGCUCAGGAACUGGAGCGAGGAAGAGGAAGACCUAGAAGAGGGAAUUGACCUCCGAAUGACCAGUAUCUUUCCUUCUACCAGCACACCAAUCUCACAGUGUCCUCCAGCAGAGAGCAGAUAUGCACACACUCCUACCUCACCCAGAGGGCAACCUGUGGGCAAGGAGACUGUUCAACUGGAGGAAAGAGCAAACUCAGGACCAGACCGCCUGUUUAAGAUUGUUCUGGUGGGAAACUCCAGUGUUGGCAAGACCUCUCUACUGCGCCGCUUCUGUGAUGACUGUUUCUACUCAGGAACCUCAGCGACUGUUGGUAUUGACUACAGUGUAAAGACACUUCUAGUGGAUCACAGCCAGGUAGCUCUGCAGAUGUGGGAUACAGCUGGGCAGGAAAGGUACCGGAGCAUCACGAAACAGUUUUUCCGCAAAGCAGAUGGCGUAGUUGUCAUGUAUGAUAUCGCUUGUGAAAAGACUUUUACAGCUGUGAGAUCAUGGCUGGCCAGUGUACAGGAAGGAGCAGGAGAUGACAUUCCUGUCAUGUUGCUGGGAAAUAAAAUGGAUCUGGAGGACCAGAGAGAGAUCCAGUUCAGUGUGGGAGAGAAACUGGCUAAAGAGGCUCGGCUGAUUUUCUUUGAGUGCAGCGCGUUUUCUGGCCAAAACGUGACCGAGUCCAUGGUGAGCUUGGCAAGGAUUCUAAAGGAACAAGAGGACAAAGUGAAAGAGAAAACUGUCUCUCUGGUUGAUACCCCUUCAAAGAAGAAGUCCUGCUGCUGAUCCUGACACACACACACACUCACACACACGCGCACACACACACACACACACACACACACUCUCUCUCUCAGUGUGCUCAGAGGCAGCUUAUUCACCUCCAUCUCCCUGGAUCUAUUGGUGCAGUAUGCUUUAUACAGUUUACACUCACUCUCUGCACCUGAUUUUUAGCAUCAUAGAACAUUUUUAGACAUAUUUCUGGUUGUUUUUAAAUUAUGACAAGGUAAUACAUGAGCAGUGUUAUGAUGACAGUGAAGAUUUGCACUAUACACUUUUGGUAGAUCACCUGUACAUAUAAAGAUAGGCUUGUCAUAUCCAAGGCGAGAUUAAGCUUUAUUAUGAUAUUUACAGAAACAUAUAUUAACUGUUGAGAAAAAAGAUGAAGGAAAUUUCAUAUUUAAUCUUUUGUUGUUUACAGUACAAGCGUUUACAUCUUUACAAAUUUUAAGUGCCAAAUUGGUAUUUAUUUGGCAGUGAAAUACAAAACAGCUUGCCUUCCUGUGAUGUAUGACUGAAGCAAGAUGUCAUAAUCAUCUAGAAGAGCAUAAAUGUAGUUGGUUUUACUGAACAAUCAUUUCUUUUAGAGGUUUUUUGAUAGGAAAGCUGCCCACUUUGUGAAUUCAAAACAUUUGUUCUGGGCAGCAGGGUUUGUGUUUGCAAGUUUGUUAUUUGUGUUAGUUGUCGUGCUUCUUUAAUACAUGGCCGAAAUCCACUAACUUUGCACAAGCAUUUUAGUGUAAUCAGUGUUGACACCACUGCCAAAUCUCAGUAGACGCUCAGAGCUGUUUAUACACAGCUAUUUUUUUUUUUACACAUUUAGUGCUCCUUGUGGUGCAGCUAUUGUCUGUUAUUCACAUACUUUUGGCUUCUCUAUCUGUCAAGGAUAAAUAUUUAACACCCUAGCACUUUGUGAGGAUCAAAAAAAGGGCUUUUUUUUAUUCUAGCCAAUAAAUCUCUCAGCCAUGAAACAAAUUGGGAUUAGGAUCUCAAUUUGUUCUGUCUAUUUCAUGAGCUUGGUUUCAUCAUCACUGUUCUGCGUGACAAAUGAAUAUGAUGCUAUCAGAUCAAGUCACGUCCCUCUGUGUGUGUGUGUGUGUGUGUGUGUUAACUUUAAAUGUUCAUACACACUUCCCACUUGUGGACCUGCACGUCCUCUGUAGUGUACCAUAUAUGUAUUUUCCUGCUUAAAACACAUGAAAGACUCGAUUAUUAAUUGACAAGACAAGCUGUUUACACUGUCCAUGAAGGGUAACACUGUUGUAAUAGAACUUUAUUGUAUAAUUAUUUUGAAGCGAUUGAAAUAAAAAUAAAA